AUGGAUCCUUUUGUGAAGGCUGGAGACAUCAAUGGUGCCAAGAAAUCCAUGGAAGCUCUCCAGAAGCUUGACCCCUCACGACCAGAAGCAUACCAGCGUCUUGCCGUAUGUUUCGAGAUAUCAGGGCAAACGGCAGAAUGUCGGGCAUGCAUGGAGGAAGCAUGUAAGCGAUGGGCAUUGAUUGCUCUGACAGGACAAAAGGGGGCGGUGCUGCGAAGCACUCUGCGUGCGAAACCAGAUUGGUGGUGCCAUGGUGGAAUGCUCAAACGCGUCACAAAGGUGGCACUCACUGCAGCCAAGGCAGGCCUAGAAGAUCCAAAAGUCGCAGUAUAUUAUUCCCAUUCUCCAACAGAAGAUACUAUAGGCGCACUGGAAAAUAUGCGGGUCCAGGCGCUUUCUGGAUGUAACGGUCAGCAAGCCAUCCCUGUGACCCGCAAAGAGGAAGAAAUAGAGGAAACCAAGAGAAUGUUCCGGGGUGCCUUGGAAAAUGUUGAAGGUGAAGCCAAAUCCGACAUGUUGCUACGCAUGCACAAUGUUCUGAAACAGAUGACUGCGGAGCAAACCAAUGCUUCUGCUUUGGAGUGUGGGGAAGCUGGUUUGUGGGUCCUUGUCCAUGGCCUGAGCUGCCAAACUGGACAGCCACUGAAUGGCAAACUUUAA
Molecule: messenger RNA, 660 nt
Organism: Seminavis robusta
Lineage: Eukaryota; Bacillariophyta; Bacillariophyceae; Naviculales; Naviculaceae
Source: the annotation of a GenBank genome assembly